Brassica rapa (field mustard) is the source of this 1138-nucleotide messenger RNA. RefSeq names its product serine/threonine-protein phosphatase 4 regulatory subunit 3. Gene Ontology annotation, biological process: protein dephosphorylation. The record is from RefSeq and is a predicted model, not a curated record. Gene Ontology annotation, molecular function: protein phosphatase activator activity. Lineage: Eukaryota; Viridiplantae; Streptophyta; Magnoliopsida; Brassicales; Brassicaceae. Gene Ontology annotation, cellular component: nucleoplasm; protein phosphatase 4 complex.
AGUUGAUAACUUGAUAUAUAAGGAUUUAAAAUCGAUGCUUAAUAUUUCUGCUUAAUUUUGUUUGUUUUUCCCACUUGGUCUUCACUGCGUUAGGAAGAAGCUUGUGCGCAGGAACGGAACAAUAAUAGACGAAAAAAAAAAGAAAACACAAUCGAUUCCAUACAAUUACAAGUGAGGAGAGAGAAACUAGAGAGAGAAGAAAUAUCAAUAAGCUUUCUUUGGUCAACGUUUAGUCAACAGGCCGUUACAAGUUUCUUCUGUUGAUUUUCUCUCUCGCUCGUCACCUCCUCAACAAACUUCAUCUCCCGCUUCUCCUCUACUCCCUCUUAUACUCUCAAGAAUCGCCACCGUACUGACUUCACCGUCUCGAUUCGAGAUCUACGGCGGGGGGAAAAGGUAGCUAUGGCCGCCCCGGGAGACGCGCAAUCCAACACUAGUUCGACGCAGAGAGUGAAGGUUUAUUGCUUGGACAAAGAUGGUAAAUGGGAUGAUCGAGGAACUGGACUCGUCAGUUUGGACUAUGUGGAGAGAUCGGAAGAACUUGGUCUAUAUGUGGUUGAUGAAGAUGAUCAUGAGACGUUGCUCGUUCACCGGAUCAGCACUGAUGAUAUCUACAGGAAGCAAGAAGACACUAUUAUCUCAUGGAGAGAGCCAGAGGGCUCAACAGAAUUGGCUUUGAGCUUUCAAGAGACUGCGGGAUGCUCUCAUAUAUGGAAUCAUAUAUGCACUAUGCAACGGAAUCUACAUUUCAGUUCUCUUAACAUGAGCACUGAGCUGAGGGAGCUCCCUGAUGUCGAUAUUUCUAAUCUUCCCCAAAUACUCGAGAUUGUUACUGAAAGUGGCAUUAAAGGUCAGAUGCGGUUAGCCGGACUUAUGUUGAAGGAUGUUAAGUUCUUUGACAAUUUGAUGAAUGUAUUUGAAAUGUGUGAGGACUUGGAAAAACUUGAUUGCCUUCACAUGAUGUUCAACAUUGUCAAGGGCAUCAGUUAGGAUUCGCAUACACUUUGUUCUAUAUUUUUUGAAAACUACAUUUUCUUAUAUGUAAAAAGACAUUUUACCCUCAUUUUGAUUUAAAUUAAAAAAAAAAGAACCAAAUUUAAAUCAAAAUGAUUUAUGUGUGUUUUAGGUUUCGUGUGUA